UUCAGCAAGCGAAAGGGAAAACCUAAAACAGUUAAAUCAGUUGUUAAAAGGUUUAUGCACUUGGACUGGGGAGACUGGAUUCGAACAAGAUCUGGAAGACAUAAGUUGUGGAAACAAAAACAAGGAAAACUUCAUCGAAUGAAACAACAUGUGUUUUGUACGAAAAAUCAAAGUAAAAAGUUAAGUCAUAUGGUGACUAAAUUUUGGACAAAACCCAGAUAUUAUGUUGAUGAUCCUUAUCGACCGUAUCACAAACGGACCAAUUUAAAUACUUCUUAUAAGGAAAGACCACCAUUUUUACCCUAG
Lottia gigantea (owl limpet) is the source of this 306-nucleotide messenger RNA. RefSeq lists its product as hypothetical. The record is from RefSeq and is a predicted model, not a curated record. NCBI's taxonomy places the organism in Eukaryota, Metazoa, Mollusca, Gastropoda, Lottiidae. The transcript has a single exon. Gene Ontology annotation, biological process: translation. Gene Ontology annotation, cellular component: ribosome; mitochondrion. The annotation marks the transcript as partial. Gene Ontology annotation, molecular function: structural constituent of ribosome.